CCACUUCACUCCAAUCAAAUCAAAUCCCCUCCCGCCGGCCUCCACUCGCCAUGACUACCUUCCCACGCGCCUCCGAUAAUUCUCUCUCGCCCGACUCUCUCCCGUCCCUAACUUUUCCGCUGCCGCAGCUUGCUGGAACCGAGUUUGACUCGGUGAGCGAAGCCUUUCAGAGCAGUAGUAGCAGCGGAUCCAGCAGCUACAACUCGCCCAGUUCACUGGUGAGUUGCUGUUCUCAGAAGCCCUGUUUCAUGCACAGGAGUGCCAGUAGCCACUCUCUUCAGAAGAACGGCCUUAAUUGCCGUUUCGCGUUAAGCUAUAAUGGGUUUGUUGAUUCGGAGGGUGGUUCGGUUAGGAGGGUUUUCAGUGCCGGUGAUUUGGAACAGGGCUUAAGAAUGCUGCACCAUAGCCCCAGGUCGGAGAGUCCAUUGUCAAAUGAGAGCAAUGCUAUCAUUGAAAGUAUGAGCAAAGCAUGCCGGUACAGCCCUGAGGAAAAGAAGGAAAGGAUUGAGAGAUACAGAAGCAAGAGAAACCUUAGGAACUUCAACAAGAAGAUUAAGUAUGCAUGUAGGAAAACCUUGGCAGACAGCAGACCAAGAAUCAGAGGACGUUUUGCACGAAAUGAUGAAAUUGAGAAGAUUUCUCCUGACCAGGUUCAAUGGAGCCAGGGGAUGGGAGGGGAAGAAGGGGAAGAAGAUGAAAACUGGGUCAAUUUUCUGAAUUCAUUCUCAGCAAAUUUGAUCCCCUAAUAUUGAUGAAUGGAUGAUUCUGCCUAGGUUUAGUGUCUUAGUACGUGUCAAUAUCUUUUUAAAUGAUUGCAUGUUUUUACUACUGUGAUGCAAAUUUGAAGUUACCUCGUAGCUUGAAAUUAGAUAUGUAAAUACUGUAAUUUGAUGACAUUAUUGCUUACAGUCCUAAAGUUUGUUUCUAACUGAAACUUUUAUAAAAGUACUCUUUGAAU
Molecule: messenger RNA, 958 nt
Organism: Rubroshorea leprosula
Lineage: Eukaryota; Viridiplantae; Streptophyta; Magnoliopsida; Malvales; Dipterocarpaceae
Source: the annotation of a GenBank genome assembly